CAAAUAAGGACUGUGAAAUCUGAAAUAGUGAGGGUUUAUCACCACUUCAUUAUAUAAAGAUUACAAGCAGUAUAUGAACGUGGUUGCAGAAUCCCUUACGAUUCGGCACAAAAAUCUGCGUCUAGAGUUCUUUCAUUGUCAUCUCCUUUGUUACCAGCUCUAUCUAUCGAUAACACGAACAAUAAAGGGAGCAGUAGACAGGAAAAAUAUUCCUCCUUGGACGUCAUGGGUGAAGCUGGAGGAAUUGAGCAGCAGCAGAAAUCGAGUGAUAAAACUAUGUCUACUGACCCCAAUGAUUACACCAUCAUCAAAGAAGGAGAGGCUGAGAUACUCAUGCAUGCCAAGAAUGAAGUCUUCUAUAAUAAAACCCAGGUUAAUAACAGAGAUUUAUCAAUUGCCGUCCUAAGGACUUUCAUAUCUAAACUUAAAGAGGAACAUGAAGCAAGGAACAAUAAAAGGAUGAAGACACCACAGAAGGUAUCAGAGGAGGCUUAUUCUGGGAAUGUAGAGGAAGCAGCAACUGAUAUACCUGUCUCCCGUAGUCCGAAGUCAAAUGGAGAAUGUGAUGCUAAGGCUGAGCCAUCUGAAGAUGAUCCACAAGAAACUGUUGACCUUACUGAGGGAAAAGGGCAGAGGCAAGUGAAGCCACCCAUAGUUCUUGAGGCUUUGGCUGCUUCAGGGUUAAGAGCCAUUCGAUAUGCACGUGAAGUAGAGGGUAUUGGUCAAGUUGUAGCUCUAGAUAAUGAUAAAGCAUCUGUUGAAGCUUGCAAGAGAAACAUAAAAUUCAAUGGUUCAGUAGCUUGUUCAAAGGUUGAAUCUCAUCUAGCUGAUGCUCGUAUUUUCAUGCUCACCCACCAGAAAGAAUUUGAUGUGGUUGAUCUUGAUCCAUAUGGAUCGCCUUCUGUAUUUCUGGACUCUGCAGUUCAAUGUGUUGCAGAUGGAGGCAUGUUGAUGUGCACUGCCACUGAUAUGGCAGUGCUUUGUGGGGGCAAUGGGGAGGUCUGCUAUUCCAAGUAUGGUUCAUAUCCACUGAGAGGAAAAUAUUGCCAUGAAAUGGCUCUGAGGAUUCUACUUGCCUGCAUUGAGAGCCAUGCAAAUCGCUACAAGAGAUAUAUUGUACCUGUCCUCUCUGUACAAAUAGAUUUUUAUGUUCGUGUCUUCGUGCGCAUAUUUACAUCUGCUAGUGCAAUGAAGAACACACCUCUUAAGCUUUCAUAUGUUUAUCAGUGUAUUGGGUGUGACUCUUUUCAUCUGCAAUGUCUUGGGAGGUCUGUCACAAAGAAUAACAGCGUUAGAUAUUUACCGGGGUUCGGUCCUGUGGUUCCUCGAGAGUGCAGCGACUGCGGGAAGAAGUUUAACAUGGGUGGACCUAUAUGGUCUGCCCCUAUCCAUGAUCAAGAAUGGGUAGCUUCUAUAUUGGCAAAUGUUAAAUCUAUGAAGGACAGGUAUCCUGCAUAUGAUCGGAUCUCUGCUGUGUUAACAACAAUAUCUGAGGAGUUGCUUGAUAUUCCUCUCUUUGUGAGUCUUCACAGCUUAUGUGGGACACUGAAAUGUACAUCCCCUUCAGCAGUUAUGUUUCGCUCUGCUGUAAUUAAUGCAGGAUAUCGUAUCUCUGGAACUCAUGUCAAUCCAUUGGGCUUGAAAUCAGAUGCUCCCAUGGAUGUCAUUUGGGAUAUUAUGCGUUGUUGGGUCAAGAAUCAUCCAGUAAAAGCACAAUCCCCAGACCAAUCUGGAACUGUAAUCCUCGCCAAGGAACCGACUUUGCAAGCCAAUUUUGCUCGAGCAGUUGCCUCCCUUAGCAAAGCCCAAGCCAAGAAGAUAGCACGAUUCCUUCCAAAUCCAGAAAAGCACUGGGGACCAAAGGUCAGAGCAGGCCGUCAGAUCACCAGCAAGCAUGCAUCUCUGUUGGGUCCACAUGUAAUUAAUGGAAUUAAUAACCAUGAAGAAGGAGAUGAGCCAGAAGCUAAGCGUCAGAAAACAGAUAACCACAAUUCCCCUUCAUGUCAAGAAGUUUGAUCACGCUUUAUUUAUUACAUGUACCACAAAAUCCAUGGAAUGCUGUUGUUUGAGAGACCAGAACCACCUCGUAUUCUCAAAGUGUGGAGAGAGAUACCCAAUGAAAGAAUACAUUGUCGAAGAAUCCGAAGGGUUCUGUGAAAUUUUGAUUAAAGUUAUUGAGACAGAAUUGUAUGUUAACGUUCUCCAUUUCCUAAUGUGAAAAAUACAUCUUUUACAAAUCCA
Messenger RNA from Nelumbo nucifera (sacred lotus), 2241 nucleotides. RefSeq names its product N2,N2-dimethylguanosine tRNA methyltransferase. Gene Ontology annotation, molecular function: tRNA (guanine) methyltransferase activity; RNA binding. Lineage: Eukaryota; Viridiplantae; Streptophyta; Magnoliopsida; Proteales; Nelumbonaceae. The record is from RefSeq and is a predicted model, not a curated record. Gene Ontology annotation, biological process: tRNA N2-guanine methylation. Gene Ontology annotation, cellular component: nucleus.